Euleptes europaea (tarantolino) is the source of this 2264-nucleotide messenger RNA. It is a transcript of the gene SCIN, whose product is annotated as scinderin. The coding region runs from base 19 to 2166 and encodes 715 amino acids. The transcript has 16 exons. Gene Ontology annotation, molecular function: phosphatidylinositol-4,5-bisphosphate binding; actin filament binding. Gene Ontology annotation, cellular component: cytoplasm; actin cytoskeleton. Gene Ontology annotation, biological process: barbed-end actin filament capping; actin filament severing; actin polymerization or depolymerization. The record is from RefSeq and is a predicted model, not a curated record. Lineage: Eukaryota; Metazoa; Chordata; Lepidosauria; Squamata; Sphaerodactylidae.
GCUGGCGCAGGAGCCCCGAUGGAGCUGCGCCACCCGGAGUUCGCCCGCGCCGGGCAGGCGGCCGGCUUGCAGAUCUGGCGCAUCGAGGCGCUGGAGCUGGCGCCGGUGCCCGCGCCUCUGCACGGCAACUUCUACGUGGGGGACGCCUACUUGGUGCUGCACACCGUCAAGAGGAGCAACGCCACUUUCUACACUCUGCACUAUUGGCUUGGAAAAGAAUGUACUCAGGAUGAAAGUACAGCAGCAGCAAUCUUUACGGUUCAGAUGGAUGAUUACCUUGGGGGAAAGCCUGUACAGCACAGAGAAAUCCAGGGAUAUGAGUCUACACAGUUUGUUGGCUAUUUCAAAGGCGGCAUGAAGUAUAAGGUAGGUGGUGUUGCCUCUGGCUUUAAACAUGUAAUCACAAAUGACCUAAGCGCACGAAGACUUCUGCACAUAAAGGGCCGGAGAGUGGUGAGGGCCACCGAAGUCCCUCUCAGCUGGGAGAGCUUCAACAAAGGAGACUGCUUCAUUGUUGACCUUGGAACAGAGAUCUACCAGUGGUGUGGCUCCACAUGCAAUAAAUAUGAGCGCCUGAAAGCGACGCAGGUGGCCAUGGGCAUUCGGGACAAUGAACGGAAUGGAAGAGCCCAGCUGAUUGUUGUGGAUGAAGGAAGCGAGCCGAAAGAGCUCAUUAAGGUUCUAGGACGCAAGCCAGAACUUCAGCAGGGCGAUGACAACGAUGAUGAAAGUGCUGAUAUCACCAACAGGAGGAUUGCUAAACUGUACAUGGUUUCGGACGCAAGUGGGUCGAUGAAAGUGUCCGUCGUGGCAGAGGAAAACCCCUUCUCGAGGGCGAUGCUUUUGUCUGAAGAGUGUUUUAUACUGGAUCACGGCAUAGCUAGAAAGAUUUUUGUAUGGAAAGGUAAGGAUGCUAAUCCAAAAGAGAGAAAAGCAGCCAUGAAAUCUGCUGAGGAAUUCAUACAGCAAAUGAAUUAUCCUGCCAAUACCCAGAUUCAAGUUCUUCCCGAAGGAGGUGAAACGCCAAUCUUCAAGCAGUUCUUUCGAGACUGGAAGGAUAAAGACCAAAGUGAUGGCUUUGGGAAAGUGUACGUCACAGAGAGGGUGGCAAAAAUUGAGCAGAUUGAGUUUGAUGCUACCAAGUUACAUGAGUCUCCGCAGAUGGCCGCCCAGCACAACAUGGUGGAUGAUGGCUCAGGAAAAGUGGAGAUUUGGCGUGUUGAAAGUAAUGGCAGAAUCCCCAUAGAACCUGAGGCCUAUGGACAGUUUUAUGGUGGUGACUGCUACAUCAUCCUGUACACCUAUCCCAAAGGACAGAUCAUCUACAUGUGGCAAGGGGCAAGUGCAACUAAAGAUGAGCUGACGGCUUCAGCCUUCUUGACUGUUCAGCUUGAUCGAUCGCUUAUGGGACGGGCUGUCCAGAUCCGAGUCUCCCAAGGCAAGGAACCUUUGCACUUGCUGAGUUUAUUCAAAGACAAGCCACUCAUUGUUUACAAGGAUGGGACAUCCAAGAAAGGUGGUCAGGUGCCCGCUCCUCCAACACGCUUGUUCCAGAUCCGCAGAAAUCUAGCGUUCGUCACCAGGAUUGCAGAGGUUGAUGUCAGUGCAACUUCGUUGAAUUCCAAUGAUGUAUUUGUUUUAAAACUGCCCCAAAAUUCUGGAUAUACCUGGGUUGGUAAAGGGGCAAGCAAAGAAGAAGAAAAAGGAGCCCAGUAUGUAGCCAAUGUCCUGAGAUGUCGAACCUCUAGGAUCGAAGAAGGCCAGGAACCAGGGGAAUUUUGGAGUGCCCUUGGUGGAAAGAAAGCAUACCAGACAUCUGCCCGGUUGCUGACUGAAUCGGAAGACCACCCUCCUCGUCUCUACGGGUGUUCGAAUAAGACUGGCAGGUUUAUUAUUGAGGAGGUUCCUGGAGAAUUCACUCAGGAUGAUUUAGCCGAAGAUGAUGUCAUGCUGUUCGAUACUUGGGAUCAGGUAUUUGUCUGGAUAGGUAAAGAUGCCAAUGAAACAGAGCGUACUGAGUCAAUUAAAUCAGCCAAACGUUACAUUGACACCGAUCCUUCUGGACGAGAUAAAGGCACUCCAAUUGUAAUAGUGAAACAAGGAUACGAACCACCAACAUUCACAGGCUGGUUCUUGGCCUGGGAUUCCAACAGAUGGAAAAACUGAACAGCCAAAGAUGGCAGCAGUCACAGAAGAGGUUAUCAAAGCACAACAGUUCUCCCGCAGUUUUCAGCAUGUGCUUAUAUAUCAGUGUUGAUGCCAUU